Messenger RNA from Colletotrichum karsti, 1863 nucleotides. Its product is annotated as MFS multidrug transporter. Gene Ontology annotation, molecular function: transmembrane transporter activity. The record is from RefSeq and is a predicted model, not a curated record. Bases 1 to 1863 code for a protein of 620 amino acids. Gene Ontology annotation, biological process: transmembrane transport. NCBI's taxonomy places the organism in Eukaryota, Fungi, Ascomycota, Sordariomycetes, Glomerellales, Glomerellaceae. The transcript is spliced from 3 exons.
AUGACGACCCCAGGAACCGACAUUGAGAAGACGCCGCGAGGCUCCAGGUCAACCGGGGAAAUACCCUCACCUCAGGAUGCUUCUCCUCAAUCCGGCUCAAGAGGUUGUCUUGACGACAACAGUCCCAUCACUUAUCGUUAUUUGACUUUCGACUCAGUCAUUCCCGAGCCGGCCCUCCUCGAGUCCACCGAGUCCCGGUCACCACCGCCAGCACCGGAUCUCACCCGUUUCAGUAAUCCUCUGCAAUGGCCUCACGCACGGAAAUAUCUGAUGUUGGCGCUCUCCUGUAUCGCCACAUUCCUGACCGCUUACACUGCUGGAUCGUACUCGCCGCCGGCCUCCAUCAUGGCCGAUGACCUGAACACAUCCCGUCUGGCAGUACUCACCGGCAUCACAACUUUCUGCAUAGGUUUUGCCCUCUCGCCGAUGGUUCUCGCGCCCCUGUCAGAACUUUGGGGUAGAUACCCGGUCUUCGUCAUAUCGGGAGUAGUAUACGUUGUAUUUCAAGCCGUUUGUUCUGUUGCACCGAAUCUCGCGGCCAUGCUCAUAGCCCGCUUCCUCGUGGGUGUCGGCGGCUCCGUUUUCAGUUCUGUCAUCGGCGGCGUUAUAGCAGACUUGUGGGCGAAGGAGCAGAGGAACACGCCAAUGGCCAUAUUCAGCGGUGCCGUCUUGGCUGGCACGGGAGCAGGGCCUCUCGUCGCCGCCGUCAUGACGAAGCGCAUGGGAGCUACGGACCCGACAAUGGCAUGGAAAUGGAUCUUCUGGCACCAGGUCAUCAUCGACACAGUCCUCGUCGUCGCCCUUGCAGUCCUUUUUAAAGAAAGUCGCGGCUCGGUUAUCCUGUCGAGGAAGGCCAGGGCUGUGAAUACGUGGUACGAGCGACUCGAGGCCACCGGCUACUACGGAGUCUGGCUCGAAGACACGACAAAUAACGACACCGCAGGCGCAACCUCGGACACAGACACCCAGGAAUGUUCCUGCUCCGGGCCGGAGAAGGGCUCAUCAACGUGCCGUUCAAGUCGUCGAACGUCUGCCCAGCUGUCACCGCAAAGAUUACGCUGGCUCAUCAAAGAGGAUGAAGAAAGGGGGUCUGUCGCUACGAUGAUAUCCGUCUCGGUGUCCAGGCCGUUCCACCUCCUCUUUACCGAGCCCGUCGUCUUCUUCUUCUCCCUCUGGUGCGCUUUCGCCUGGGCCGUUCUGUACUGCACAUUUGGAAGCAUCCCGCUUGCAUUCUCGCGCACAAGGAAUAUGGACAUCGAGCAGUCUGGCUACUUCUUCACCGCCAUGAUCGUCGGCUCCGUGGUGGCCACCAUUGUUGGUGUACUCCAAGAUGAACUGCUGAAACUGCCCCAGUGGCGUGCCGAUGCUCCUGCCGACAACCUGUCCGCGUUUUGGCUCUUCAUGCGGCGGCGCCUCCCCGCCGAAGCACCCGAGUCGCGUCUCUACUUCACUUGCGUCACGGCUACUUUGCUUCCCGUCGGCCUCUUUCUGUUCGGCUUCACGGCCCGCCAUGAAUUCCACUGGAUUGCUCCGGCCAUCGGCAUCGCGUUCGCUACCUGGGGUAUUUACUCGGUCUACCUGGCGACCUUCAACUACUUUGCCGACAUUUACCACAAGUUCGCCUCGUCCGCUUUGGCGGCGCAAUCCUGCUGUCGUAACAUCUUGGGCGGCAUCUUUCCUCUCGUCACCGGUGCUUUAUUCCGGAAUCUUGGAGAAGCUCGCGCCGGAGCACUCCUCGGCGGCAUAGCAACCGGCUUAACACUUAUCCCAUGGGCGCUGGUGUUUUUUGGUGAAAGAAUCCGCGCCAAGAGCAAAUUCGCCAUCGUGAGUUGCGCAGUCCUCCUUCGAUAUCGCCGAAGCUAA